This is a messenger RNA of Epithele typhae, 1569 nucleotides long. RefSeq lists its product as uncharacterized. The coding region runs from base 1 to 1569 and encodes 522 amino acids. Lineage: Eukaryota; Fungi; Basidiomycota; Agaricomycetes; Polyporales; Epitheliaceae. The transcript is spliced from 4 exons. The record is from RefSeq and is a predicted model, not a curated record.
AUGUGUCGCUCCUUGCUCGCAACCUGGCUUAUUUCGACGUAUGUUGCCUCUACCUUCAGCCUGCCCCUCCCUUUACUCGCCGCCUCCCAUGGUCUCGCCCCGCUCUCGGAACUCUCCUGGCAUCUGAACCCAGAGCCCGAAGACUCUGGCAAGACCCAUGAUCUGGAGCGGAGAGGAUUAGCGCAGCUUGAUAGAGAGGUCUCUCAAGGGCAAGAAGAUGGAGUCCCCAAAGUCACAACCAUCUCUCCCUCUGUGGCGUUCAACGAUACACCCCUUGAGCUCUCCGUCCGGGCUCGCCUGUCUUUACCGCUCUCCUUUUCAAUAUUUCUCGACAUCCCUUCACAUGACACCCAUGCGUAUCAUGCGCAAGGAGAUUCAUUCGUUGCUGUCGCACAGCGAUUCCCAGCACGUACAUUAAGCCCUAUUCGAACAGUAGACAUCCACGCGCAGGUCACCGCGCUCUCGACCGACACUCAAGCCCUCCUGUCUUCUUCUAGAGCACAACACGCUUCUGGGAACGUCCGUCGUGAUGGAAGCGACGAUAGCCAACCAAGGACUGUGUCUACUGGGGCCGUACUGGGCGGCACUAUUCCAACCGUAGCCUUCUUGGUGAUCGCAGUUGGAGCGACGUCCUUCUUGCGGCGCCGCAAACGUAGAAGGGGUCGUAAAGGACCCCAGGACGACAACCAGAGCGAGAUCAUCGAGUAUUUGGACUCACCCCGAGAAGCGCCUGGUCACCUCUACCCUUACUACUAUUCCAAAGACGCGAGUACCUUUCACGAAGAUCACGAAGCCUCAAUGCCUUCCUCUGCCACAUAUCUUAUUUCCGCACCCCCCAGCCCCAGUCCUUCAAUCACCCCGCCUCCCCCCGCCAUCGUGCACCAGCAUCACUGCCUCGCCCACGACAAACUCCCCUCCACAAACAGCGCGCCGACCUCCUCGACCCGCUUCAACUCCACCUCCACCUCCCGCUCCAACUCCCGCCCCACGAUCACCCGCACCGCCACCCACCCUCCUCCCCUCCUCCUCCUCCUCCCUCCCGACCCGCGGCGCCCCCUAUCGGCGGCGUCGGACACCGCGAUGCACCCGCUCUCCGCCGUCACCGCCGCGCACCCGAAGAUGCACCGCGGCCCACCGCGGCUCGUCGCCGUCAACGCGACCGCGGCGGACAUCAUCAGCCCCGCGUCGCCCGGGCCCCACGCGCGGCCGCCGUCGACGAUGAUGGACGGGGAUGGGGACCCGUUCCGAAGGAUGCCGAGCCCGGUGGUGGCGCCGCUGAGGAGCGGAUCGUCGCUCGGGGAGAUUUCCGCGCGCGCGGGAGGCGGGACGAUCCCAGAGGCGACUUCGCCGGUGGCGACGGUCGAGGUGUUGCGGGCGAGGGCGCUGGAGGAGAAGGCAAAGCCCGAGAAGGGUGGGGCGGGCGGUGGUGCCAGGGCGCACAAGGAGACGGUGACGGAGCUGAAGACCGAGAUCCAGAUGCUGAUCCAGGAGGUGAGGGCGCUGAAGAGCGACCAGGAUAUCCUGGACAGGGAGCGCGAGACGAAGUACGGGAUUGGGUCGGGGAUGUGA